Messenger RNA from Anastrepha ludens (Mexican fruit fly), 7684 nucleotides. RefSeq names its product myotubularin-related protein 13 (gene Sbf). Bases 957 to 6977 code for a protein of 2006 amino acids. The transcript is spliced from 18 exons. Lineage: Eukaryota; Metazoa; Arthropoda; Insecta; Diptera; Tephritidae. The record is from RefSeq and is a predicted model, not a curated record.
AGCUGGCUUCGUGGGUGUAGUUGGCUGGCGUUUGGAAAAAGCGAAAGAAUUGAGCUUAAUGUUGCUGAUAUCUGUGCCGUGUAAACAUUAAGUAGAGAAAGGUGUAUUAGCUAAGAAUUUGUGCUCGACUAGAAGCGGCGGCGGCGGCGGACGUGCGCGCCAAUUUGUUUAUAAUAAAAGUUUAAGAAGAAAUUUCAUUUGCAUUGAAUUAUAGGUAUUGUGUGUGCGCGAAAAUCAGAUUUAUAUGUUCGCUGAUUGCUCGUUGGAACGCAACGCCAUCAGUGUCAAAAGAUACAAAACACAAAUUCUACAGGGUGUGGUUGUUGUGCAGUGGUCGAUUAUACUUUAGAUCAAAAAAAAUUGAUUAACAAAAUUAUAAAUUAUACAUAUGUAAUAGCUUAUGGCGAAGUUUUGUUGAAGCAGCAAACGUAGCCAUUGUGUUGGUGAAACGCGGCCGAAAAAGCAUUAAAGAUAUUGUAAAUUAAUUUAUGCGUAGCGCGAACAAAAUUAAUUGAGAAAUUUAUGCAAAUUUGGCCAUGUACGGGUUUGGUGACGGUGACGGCAGCGCCGCCGAUUUUGUUUAAUAAUUCAGGCAAUGACAUUGCUACUUGUAAAAGGGAUGGUUGCGCGGUAGUGAAACGGUGUGGCUUAUAUUAUUCUCGCAAUAAGGAAAAAGUGCAAGAAAAAACAAAAGAAUUUUUCUUUUAUUAAAAAAUAGCAUACAACUGCCUGCCUCUAGUGUGCAUGUGAAGAAAAACAUAACCAGUAUAAAAGUCACUUUGAUAGCAGCGACGGCGACGACCACGCCGAGGACGCCCUCGUCAGCGAACUCUUUUUUGCUUUUGCACUUUAUCAAGAGCAGGUGCAUUAAGCGCGGAAGGCGGUUAUCUGUGGUAGAUGGCCGGCUGAAAUGAGUCAAAGCAACGAGACGCUACAAAAACAACAACGUCGACGACAUGUCCCGGCUUGCUGAUUAUUUUGUUAUUGUCGGCUAUGAUAACGAUAAAGAACGAACUGCUGCUGGUAACAGCCAAAUUUCAUGUGGCAAGAUCGUGCAGCGUUUUCCGGAAAAGGACUGGCCGGAUACGCCAUUUAUUGAGGGCAUAGAAUGGUUCUGUCAACCCCUUGGCUGGGGCUUGUCGUAUGAUAAGCAAGAACCGAAAUUCUUCACUUCCGUACUCACUGAUAUCGAUGCGAACAAGCAUUACUGCGCCUGUCUUAGCUUCCACGAAACAUUGGCAAUCACACUUAACAAAGUCAUCGAUGAGGAGGAUGAGGCGACAGCGACGGUCAGCGGCAUAGCUGGCACCAAAUUCCAAUCAGCCAUUACGGCAAGCACAAGUGGCGGUAGCAGUGGCAGCAAUAAUAUAAUUUCACAUCACAGCGUUAUGUAUGCGCCGAAAUGCCUAGUACUAAUAUCGCGGCUCGACUAUGCAGACACAUUUAAGAACUGUCUGGGUACUAUUUACACUGUAUACAUCGAGAAUCUGCCUUACGCAUUGGAGAAUCUCAUCGGUAAUAUACUUGGCUGUAUACAGGUGCCACCUGCGGGCGGCCCACAAGUACGCUUCUCCAUAGGCGCUGGCGAUAAGCAGUCGCUGCAGCCGCCGCAAUCGCCAUCGCUACCAGUAACUGGCACAUCUGUUUAUUUUGUUUUUAAGCAACUAGGUAUUAAGAAUGUACUUAUACUUUUGUGCGCCGUUAUGACGGAGAAUAAAAUUCUAUUCCAUUCGAAAAGCUAUUCACAUUUAACUGAAAGUUGUAAAGCUCUGGUAUCGCUCAUGUAUCCAUUCAGAUAUACGCACGUGUACAUUCCGAUACUACCGGCACCACUAACCGAAGUGCUCUCCACACCCACACCUUUCAUAAUGGGCAUACAUAGUUCGUUGGUGAGCGAAAUCACCGAUCUGCUGGAUGUUAUAGUUGUGGAUUUAGACGGAGGGAUGGUGACGAUACCUGAGUCAUUGUCACCGCCAGUACCCAUACUGCCAUCACCACUUUGGGAACAAACACAAGAACUACUGGCAAUGAUACUGUUUCCGAAUUUGUCACAGGCUGACUUGGCCUUUCCAUCGAUCGAGAAGCCAACGAACUACCCAAAAUCGGAUGCAGUAAUUGAUAAGGAAUUGCGCGCAAUUUUCAUGCGCCUCUUCGCGCAAUUAUUGCAGGGCUACCGCUCGUGUCUGACAAUUAUACGCAUAUAUCCCAAGCCGGUGAUCACAUUUCACAAGGCCGGUUUUCUGGGUGCACGCGACUUGAUUGAGAGUGAAUUUUUGUUUCGCGUAUUGGACAGCAUGUUUUUCACGACCUUCGUGAACGAACGUGGACCGCCAUGGCGUUCGGCUGACGCCUGGGAUGAGUUAUACAGUUCGAUGAAUGAGAUACUGAAAAGUGAGGCGCAAAAUAAAAAUUUGAUUUCAAUACACAUCCAGGAGUUGGGGAAAACCCUCUGCGAAAACGAAUGUCCCAAUCAACAGGUCUAUGCACAAAAAGUACUACGCCCACCGGACGGCUCCUUCCACCGCAUCCACCAGCCGGCCUUUCCACGCAUUAACAGUGAAAAGGUAGAACUAAUUAUAAACGAUGGUAUGCGCAAGAACUGCAUCUCGCAUCGUUUGACUGUGUUGCGUCAUCAAAUGCGCAUCAUACCAAUGGGACCGCGGUUGCCCGAAGUGCUUGAUGUGCGCCCGGCAGUAUUAAAUUCAGCACGUCGACUUGAGGUACUGAAAACUUGUGUCGCUUACAUUUUCGAAAAUAAAAUCGCCGAUGCGCGCAAACUAGUGCCGGCAGUGAUGCGCACACUCAAGCAUCGUGACGCACGCCUUAUACUCUGUCGUGAACUAUUCGGCUAUGUGCAUGGCAACAAAGCGGUGCUCGAUCAUCAACAAUUCGAUUUAGUUAUAAAAUUUAUGAACAAAACGGUACAAAAUUCCACCGGUGUUGAUGAGUAUACUGUUGCGGCAGCACUCCUACCCAUGUCAACUAUCUUCUGCCGCAAACUAUCGACUGGCAUUGUACAAUUCGCCUACACUUGUAUACAGGAUCACCCGAUAUGGAAAAAUUUACAAUUUUGGGAAUCCACUUUUUAUCAAGAUGUGCAGACGCAAAUCAAAGCUUUGUAUAUGCAACGUCGCCGUCAAAAUGAACACAAUAAAGAAUCGAAUAUCGUGCUGGACGAUGUACCGUUGGAAGAACCGACUGCACUUGAGAUAACCGCCGAGCAAAUGCGUAAAAGUCCAAUGAUUGAGGAAGAUAAAAAGACGGAAUUGGCGCAAUCAGAGGAAUCCACGCUCUACAGUCAGGCUAUACAUUAUGCUAAUCGUAUGGUUUCGCUGCUAAUACCACCAGACGUAAAUGCGGUGGGGCCAAAGCCUAAGCAGUCCUUUCGCCUGGACGAUAAUCAAAGCGUUUCAAAUAGUAUUAUGGGCUCGCAUAGCUUAAGUGAACAUUCAGAUGAAGGCUUUGAGGAGAACGACGCCUUGGAAGUGGGUGGCACCGUCGGUAAAAUAGUUUCGCGUUUCAUUGAUCGCGUCUGCACCGAAGGCGGUGUAACCUCGGAGCAUAUACGCAAUCUACACGACAUGGUGCCAGGUGUGGUGCACAUGCAUAUUGAAAUGCUGGAGUCGGUGUAUCUAGAGUCCAAACGACAUCCACAUGUGCAAAAGCCAAAGAUACAAACGCCAUGUCUACUGCCGGGCGAGGAGAUCGUAACAGAUCACUUGCGUUGCUAUCUCAUGCCCGACGGACGAGAGGAUGACACGCAGAGCUGGAUACCUGCCGAAGGUGCGCUGUUCUUAACAAAUUAUCGUAUCGUGUUCAAAGGUUCCCCCUGUGAUCCGCUUGCUUGCGAACAGACCAUCAUACGCGCUUUUCCCAUCUCCUCGCUGCUGAAGGAGAAAAAGAUCUCAGUACUUUACCUAUCGCAUUUAGAUCAAACCCUUCCAGAGGGUUUACAGUUACGCUCCAGCACCUUCCAACUAAUGAAAAUUGCAUUCGACACGGAGGUAACACCAGAAAUGAUUGAGACUUUCCGUAAAAUACUCACGAAGGCGCGGCAUCCGAUCGAUGAGUUCGAACACUUCGCCUUCCAAUCGUUCGGUACUAUUAUGCAUGGCACCGCACCUUCAAAAACCAAAGAAAAAUACUCAACACUGAAAGGCUUCGCAAAGAAAACAAUUUUGCGUAAAUUCAAACAAAAAGCGCCAACUAAACGCAAAUUGGUUACUUCUACUCUGGAUUUUGAUACGCUCGGCCCAUCGACGGAAGCCAUAGAUACACAUUCUCUAGACGAUGAACUCGAAGAUGACGAGUUCGAAACAAAUACUGACACAAUGCCGAGAUUGUUGACUGCGAAAGAUGUGGAACGCAUGCGUGAACGCAGUUAUGUGCGUGAUUGGAAGCGAUUAGGAUUUGACGAAACGCAAAAUGGUUUCCGCAUAACCACAGUCAAUGCCAACUACAGUCUGUGUCGUUCGUACCCUGCGCUGUUGGUUGCACCUGUGCAGAUAAAUGACGAUGCACUGCUCCAUUUGGGGCGCUGCUACAAGAGUCAACGCAUACCGGUGGUGACGUGGCGACAUCGCAAUGGCGCGCUGCUGAUACGAGGAGCUCUACCACACAGCAAAUCGGUGAUCGGCAUGUUGAAGAACUCCACCGGCUCGAAUACGAUGUCACACGACGUCGCUAACUAUCACGAACAAGAUAAAUAUAUUUCAGCACUCAUUGAUUCAAUGCCAAAAAAUCUCUCCUUAGCAUUGGCACAAUAUAAUUUGACCGGCAUGAAUUUGUCCAUGAAUUCUCUGUUGCUAAACGCUAGCGAUGAGUCGUCUUACCUCAAUCGGGCGGAGACUUCAUUGACGCCGGAAGUUAGUCGCAAACAUAAAUCGGGAAUUGCGCCUGGGAGCGAUUCCAAAACGAACAAUUGGACCGAUUCUUUGAAACCGAAAUCGAAUACCAUAAAGAAUAACUCAUCGGUGACAGCGGCUGCAGCAGCGUAUCGGAAGUUGCGCUUAUAUGUGUUAGGUAGGCAAAAAAUAUUUUAUGCUCCCAUUUCUCAAUAUUUUAGUAAGAAAUUUCCUUGCCCGUAUUUAGGUGAAAAAUCUCAAACGAAAUCCGGCAUAAAUGCGGAUCUCUGCGCUGAAUUUAUAGCCGUCGACUAUGCCGAUUACCGCCAAUCACGCAUCGCUUUUAAGAAGCUAAUGCGCGCUUGUUUACCAUCGAAUACAACCAACGACGCCGACCAGACGUUCGCCAAGAGUGUUGAACAAUCCGAGUGGCUGCAACAAAUCUCUUCCCUGCUGCAACUUUCCGGGGCUGUGGUCGACUUAAUGGAUUUGCAGGAAUCUAGUGUGAUGCUUUCGCUGGAGGAUGGCUGGGAUAUAACUGCGCAAAUAUCAUCCAUUGCACAACUCUGCCUUGAUCCCUACUAUCGCACAAUGGAGGGUUUUCGCGUGCUGAUCGAGAAAGAUUGGAUUGCAUUUGGACAUCGUUUUGCGCACCGUAGCAAUUUGAAGCCGGCCCAUGGCAACUCAAGUAUUGCAUUUGCGCCAACAUUUUUGCAGUUCUUAGAUGCUGUUUACCAAAUACAAAAGCAAUUUCCAAUGGCGUUUGAAUUCAAUGAGUUCUAUGUACGCUUCCUGGCCUACCAUAUGGUGUCAUGUCGUUUCCGCACAUUUCUGUUUGACUGUGAAGUGGAGCGUUUCGAUUUGGGUAUCGCAUCCGUAGAAGACAAACGUGGCUCGUUGAGCACCAAACAUCAUCUUUUGGGUAACACCGGCUCCGAUGACGAAGGCGUCUACCCCAUGGACGUGCGCAGUAAGGCGGCGCAAUCAGCAGUGAAUUUCAAUCGCAUCGGUCACUCCAUUUUCGAUUACAUUGAACGUCAGCACGCGAAGACACAAAUUUUCUACAAUUUCAUGUACUGUGUGCGUGACGAUGUACUACGACCGCAGAGCUCACUGCCCUCACUCGAUCUCUGGCCCUACUAUACCAACGAAGAAUUGGCACAGGGUCCGCCUUACGAUCUAGAAUUGACUAAUGCAGAUGAUGAAAUCGAUCUCUGCGAGUUGCGUGGCAAACGAAUCGUCAUUAGUGCUGGCUAUGAUAAUAUCGAAAAGACCAAUCCGAAUGCAUUUGUAUGCUUGCUUAGCGAUGUGCGACAAGCAGAAACCGAGCGUGGUCAGUUGCCACAAAAAUGGUUGCAAGUAUGGGAUCAGUUGGAAGUGCCGCAAAUGGAGGAGUUGACACGCAAGUCAUCGUUGAGCAGCAUGCUUUUGCAAUCUCACGGCAAAUUGGCGCACAAACGUUCCACCCUGGAGAUUCUCAUGAAGGGGCGAUUGAGUGGUUAUCAGGAUAAAUUCUUUCAUCCGCAUCGUUUUGAGAAGCAUCCCUACACCACACCCACCAACUGCAACCAUUGCACCAAGCUUUUGUGGGGUCCAGUGGGUUAUCGUUGUAUGGACUGUGGCAAUUCUUAUCAUGAAAAAUGCACCGAAGUGUCAUUGAAGAAUUGCACUAAAUAUAAGGCCGUCGACGGAGUUGUGCCACCAAAUGUGAACAUCUCGCAAGGUGACACCUCAAGCAUUGCAUCCAGUGCUGCUACAACAGCACGCACCUCCAGUCACCAUUUCUAUAAUCAGUUUAGCAGCAAUGUGGCGGAAAAUCGCACACAUGAAGGUCACCUUUACAAACGAGGGGCGCUUUUAAAAGGCUGGAAGCAACGUUGGUUUGUAUUGGACUCCAUAAAACAUCAACUACGCUAUUAUGACUCCGGCGAAGAUUCGCAGUGCAAAGGAGUUAUAGAAUUGGCGGAAGUGCAAUCAGUUACGCCGGCGCAGCCCGCACAAAUCGGUACGAAACGCAUCGACGAGAAGGGUUUCUUUGAUUUGAAGACCAAUCGACGCACCUACAAUUUCUAUGCGGUUAAUGCGAAUUUAGCUCAAGAAUGGAUCGAAAAAAUUCAAGCUUGCCUACAGUAGAUGAACUUAGCCGCCUAGCAAAAACAUUUCCUCAUAUAUCCGUUUCUUGCGAGUAUUAUUUUUAAGAUUUUACUUAAGUUAUUAAUUAAGUUGCAUACGAAAACAAAGAGUCAAAAAAAUUUAAAAGAAAUGACGAGUACUUGAAAUAAAAAAGUUUAAAAAAUGCAGUGUUGUAUUCAAACUUUAGCAAUAGUAUAAAAUACAAAACAAUGCAAACGAAGCUUAUCUAUAUAAAUAUAUAUAUAUAUAUAUAUCUAUAUACAGUUAUUAUAUACAUAUUAGCGACAAACCGAUGUAUGUUUAAGUGUUGUGUGUGUUAAUUUCCUUCUUUUUGAAUGUUUUUAUUUUUUGUUUGUGUUUUUUACGCUGUCAACAGCAAAAUGGAAAAAUAAAUAUUAAUGAACAUAUUUAAAAUAGUUAAAUAUGCAUAUGUAUGUAUAUAAUGACGCUCUCCCAUCUGUGCGCAUGCGAAUCCCCGCGCCUUUUGUAUUUAUUCUUGUAUAUUUCAGUUGUUGCCUUGGCUUAUUUUUCUUACAAUUAGAAAUGUAACUUCUGUGUAAUAACAUUGCGCUGCAUUUGUAUGUAUUGUAUAGUAUCUACAGCUGUACAUUCAUACUACAUAGUGGGUUAAUGUUUGAUUAGUCUAAUUAUUCUUAUUCUAGUUAUUAAUAAUUUUUACUAUUAAAUAUAUUAUAAACAUACUACAA